Molecule: messenger RNA, 4346 nt
Organism: Psammomys obesus (fat sand rat)
Lineage: Eukaryota; Metazoa; Chordata; Mammalia; Rodentia; Muridae
Gene: Cdkl2
Product: cyclin dependent kinase like 2
Exons: 15
Coding region: 567-2273 (568 amino acids)
Biological process (GO): protein phosphorylation
Cellular component (GO): nucleus
Molecular function (GO): ATP binding; cyclin-dependent protein serine/threonine kinase activity
Source: RefSeq, a predicted model, not a curated record
CGGGGCAAAGCUGAGAAACCUCACGGUCACCUCAGUCCCACGUAACCGUCGCCUUCGCCCUCCUCGAGGCCACUCGAGCAAUCUGCGCUCCCUUGAGGGCUGAGGUCUCCAGGCACCGGCAGGAAGGGCCCUACAAACUUCAGACUCUUAGGUGUGGAGACGCGGCCGUCAGCUGACCGAACCUGCGGGAUCCAGGUGCUGGUGUCCCUGCCUGUGGACGCAUUCUGACUCGGGCCCUUCCUCUCUCUGGAGACUGCCUAUGGCUGGGGACCGAGUGAGGUCGUUGCCUUGACGACGACAGCAUGCGGCCCACGGUCCUCGGAAGUGUGAGCUUGUGGAGGGCAGAAGCCAAUCUGCCUCCCUGCCUGCUUCACCUAGGACCCAUAACUGCGUCCGCAGAGGAAAUCCCAAUAUUAAAAUUGCUAGUUUGCUAGUCAGCAUCUUUUAGAUCUGCUAGCGAGAUGCAUACCACCUCCAGUUUGUUUCCAAGUUGAAAACCUUUGGCUCUUUCCAUGUGAAGGGUGUGGAAGAAAUACAAGAAAGAUUCCUGCAGGUUUUAAAUUAAAAUGGAAAAAUAUGAGAACCUAGGAUUGGUUGGAGAAGGGAGUUAUGGAAUGGUGAUGAAGUGUAGGAACAAAGACAGUGGAAGAAUUGUGGCCAUUAAGAAAUUCUUAGAAAGUGACGAUGACAAAAUGGUUAAGAAAAUCGCCAUGCGAGAAAUCAAGUUGCUAAAGCAACUGAGGCAUGAAAAUUUGGUGAAUCUGUUGGAAGUCUGUAAGAAAAAAAAACGGUGGUAUCUGGUCUUUGAAUUUGUUGACCACACGAUUCUUGAUGACUUGAAACUAUUUCCAAAUGGACUAGAGUAUCAAGUAGUUCAAAAAUAUUUGUUUCAGAUUAUUAAUGGAAUUGGAUUUUGCCACAGUCACAAUAUCAUACACAGAGAUAUAAAGCCCGAGAAUAUAUUAGUCUCUCAGUCUGGCGUUGUAAAAUUAUGUGACUUUGGAUUUGCACGGACAUUGGCAGCUCCUGGGGAGGUUUACACUGACUAUGUGGCCACUCGAUGGUACCGCGCUCCAGAACUGCUGGUCGGUGAUGUCAAGUACGGCAAGGCUGUUGAUAUCUGGGCUAUUGGUUGUCUGGUCAUUGAAAUGCUCAUGGGGCAACCCUUAUUUCCAGGAGAAUCUGAUAUUGAUCAGCUUCAUCAUAUUAUGACAUGUUUAGGUAAUUUAAUUCCAAGACACCAGGAGCUAUUUUAUAAAAAUCCUGUGUUUGCUGGAGUAAGAUUGCCUGAGAUCAAAGAUACAGAAACAGAACCCCUUGAGAGCCGCUACCCUAAGCUCCCUGAAGUUGUGAUAAAUUUAGCAAAGAAAUGUUUGCAUGUUGACCCAGACAAAAGGCCCUUCUGUGCUGACCUUCUACACCAUGAUUUCUUUCAACUGGAUGGAUUUGCUGAGAGGUUUUCUCAAGAAUUGCAGUUAAAAAUAGAGAAAGAUGCCAGGAAUAAUUCUUUACCUAAAAAAUCUCAAAACCGAAAGAAAGAAAAGGAGGAUACCUUAGUUGAAGAAAGAAAAACACUUGUGGUACAGGAUACCAAUGCUGAUCCCAAAAUUAAGGAUUCUAAAGUGUUUAAAAUGAAAGGGUCAAAAAUUGAUGGUGAGAAAGCUGAAAAAGGAAAACCUUCAAAUACCAGCUGUCUCCAUGACAACGGGGCAAACCACAUCAAAGGCUUGGCUUCCACAAGCCUCAGAGAUUGCAGCAAUGUCAACGUUGAUCACUCAAGGAACGCAGGCAUGGCAAUUCCUCCACUCACACACAACCUUUCUGCAGUUACUCCUGGCAUUAAUGCUGGGAUGGGGACUAUUCCUGGAGUUCAGAGUUACAGAGUGGAUGAGAAAACUAAGAAAUACUGUAAUCCAUUUGUUAAACCAAAUCAACCUUCUGCAUCAGGGAUUUAUAACGUGAAUGUGAGCACAUCUGUCUCUAAUGAAAAGUACCUCCUUCAGGCUAAUAAGAAAAGGAAGGAAUAUUCCAAAGUAGAUGUGCGAUUGCCUGAACUAAACUACAACCAUCUCCCUGAGCUGAGAGCUUUAGAAGGCAUAGCUCGAAAUUCUAGGCUAAUAAAGAAAGAGAACAAAUCUCUUUCAGAAUCUCGAAUUCCCUCUCUGGCUGCUAUUGACCUGCAUGCAUCCAAUCUGGCAUUACACCAGGGAUCAGGAUCACCCAUGUCAGAUGACUCUGAGGGCGAUUUGCCUCGGAUGGAACACCAGCACUGAGACUCAUUUUAGUCCUGAAUGGGAUGCUGCCAGCACUCGAGAUGAUGUCCUCUUGCACCCAGAGCCCAGAUGCCCUAGAAGAGACAUGUGGUUUCACUGUUUCCUUCUGGACUAUCUGCAUUUCCUAAGACAGGCUUUGCAGAAGAAGGCAAGACAGACUUCCAAAUACUUCAAAGGAAGGUUGAAGAAGUGGCCCCCUGCUGUUAUCCCUUCACCUUUCCAACCUGUUGAUACUAUUUGACAUAUAUCCAUGGAAGAAUAGUGAUAUGGUUCUUGUUACAUGAAUGUGUAUUUGAUAUUAGUAGAUUGUGUAUUUAAACUUAUCAGAAAUUAAAAGUUUAAACAGGAGAGAAUCAUUAUAAAAGGUCAUGUUUUAUGCAUUGAACUUUGUGCAUUAUCUACAUAAAUAUUUAUACUUGAAAAAAAUGAAAAAAGCUAGGAUGUGUAAGAGAAAAGUUUCUUUUACCUUAACAUUUAAAAGCUUGCUUUCUAGGCAGUGAGGUGGUGUGCGAUUGCUGUCUGUGGUUAGUGGUGUCUUGUUUUCUGUCAUAAUUGUUGACAAUCUGGUCUCUACUAAUCUAAGAACUGUGCUGUGCCAAUCCGGCAGAGAAUCCUUCUGUUACUAAUGCCCUGGUGUUGGAUACUCUUCUUUGUUGAGAGACUCCAUGUUCUGCCUGAGAGGACAGGAUUGAGUGGUGUGGAGGAGAGUUUUGCAGAUACUCUUUUGAGUUAGGAACUGAGCUUCUCCCUGAGGAAAAAGGUAUAGAAAUAAGAGAUGGGGCUCAGAGCUGCAGAAGUCUGGCUAGUUCUCCUGGCUAGCCCAGUCACCGUUGAGUCGCUUACCUGAGGAGGCUUUUGGAGGGUUUCACGGAGUGGAACCAGUCUUGUCUGUGAUAGUUUGAGGUUGAUAGUGCACUGAGCCCACAGAGAUUCCUGUUGCCUUCUUACUUCAAAUUCUUAGGCUCUCCCAAAAGCCUUUUAACAAGGUGCAAAGUCAUUUACCCGCAUCAGACACAUGCUGUCUGAUGUACAGGCUUACAGCCAAUUUUAGGUGAGAGAAUUAGACCAUUUUGGCUGCAGGGUCUUGGUUUCUGGCUCCCCAUUUGCCAUUUGAUAGAAUACCUGUUCAGGGUCAAGAAUUUAUGUAGGGUUUUUGCAUUAACCAACUAAUGGCUUUUUUUUUUUUUUCCAAAAGCCAUUUACUAGAAUUUAGCCUAAUGAGAAUUCCUCAUUACCCUGGGGGACUUAAUGAAAUCCUAAACUUGGAUAGUUGGGACCUCGGAGGAGUAGACAUUCAGGAGUAGACAAAAUAAAGGGUUCCAACAUAAAAGUCUGUUGGCAGUAGUUACAAUAAAAAUUGAUUUUUAUUUAAAAAGCUGUAUUUUAAACAUCUGAUCAAGGGUUUGCCUUGAUCAGAUUAGUAAGACUAACAUGCUAAUAAAAUCACUAUAUCAGUAGUAAUGGAAUUUUUACUAAAAUACCAGUAUUUAUUGUUAUGUCAAAAAAUGUUGCCAACAAACAGCAGCAUGGUAAGGAGACGGCACGUAAAGGUGACUGGCUUCCAGCUACUUUCAGUGCUGUUUUCAUGUAAAGGCCAAUGUGAAACAUCAGCUUGAUGACUGAGGGUCUGGGUUAGCUAACUUAUAAUUCAUUUACUCGAGUUUGGGAUCUUUGGCCUAUUAAGAUAUUUUAUGAACUUUAGAAAUAAGAAAUUAAAAAUCACUUAAGUCCUUAUUGAUAUUUGAAGAUCAUAUUUUGUUAAAACUUUGGUGUGGAACUGAAGAACUAAAGGUUGUUCAGAUCAAGUCUAUAGGUACUGAACCAAAAUCUUUUUCCGACUCUUGGGUGUUUAGUCUCUUCUUACAAGGAUGUGAUGUAUGUGAAUAUGAUAAUGUGAAAUUAUUUUAUGUACUUUUUGGAGACAAUGGGCUUGCUGUGCCUACCUGUGUUUUAAAAAUUAAUAAAUAUUAUCUAGCUAAUCAUGAUAGAUGGUUUUAAUUUAUAUGAAGAGAUUAUAAAUAAUAUACAUACCACUAUAUGGUAUUAAUAAAUAAAAUUGAAAGAAUCAGUUAA